Molecule: messenger RNA, 9125 nt
Organism: Schistosoma haematobium
Lineage: Eukaryota; Metazoa; Platyhelminthes; Trematoda; Strigeidida; Schistosomatidae
Product: wD repeat domain
Exons: 19
Coding region: 2919-8819 (1966 amino acids)
Biological process (GO): regulation of apoptotic process
Molecular function (GO): protein binding; ADP binding
Source: RefSeq, a predicted model, not a curated record
ACCACUGAAGAUGUCAGAUUUCGACUACGCUAUUGUAUAUCGAAACUUUACAAGAGAGGAUUCCAAAGACAGUCAAGCCAGAAGUCAAGAACGAGGGAGUUAGUAGAUAUAUUUGCAAUGAAAUGAAAUGGAGACCGUAUGAUGCAAGCGAGUAUGCACUUGGAAUUUUCCCUGUCUGCUGCUAGUAAUGCAAACGACUACCUUAUUACAAUUACUUGGGUGCUUGGGUGACUUUAAGAUGACGUUAAGUGAAGAUGGCUUAGUUUUGAAUAAUAGGUUAAUAAUAAACGAUCCAAGAUAGGAUCGAUUUCACAUAUUCCAUAACAAAUACGAAUACUUUGCUGAUAAAAUUUCAUGAAAUAAACAUCACUGCAAAACAAAAACGAUGAAUAUGAAUAAAUCAUUUUGUUUAUACUUUGAAAAGAAUGUGCUAUUGUGGAUUGUUCAUUUCUAAUUGGUCGGCAUGCAUGACCUUGGCCUUCGAACAGGAACUCCAGGCGCGGUUUAAGGAUUUUAGUUUUAUGAGUCAUCACGACUAUUCUGCUCCCAAACAAAAAGUGACCGAAGAUAUUUCUGUUGACGAUAAUGAUGAAGAUCCAGUUUUUUCAAUGAUUGCUCGUACUGGAUGCUCAAAUGAACAUUAUGCGAUUCUUGAUUGUAUGAGUGAGAAGAAAGAUUGGAGACAUUGCCAGGAAUUUGUAAAGAAUUUCAAAGACUGUAUGAAAAAACACGGAAAUUUGUGAAGUUAUCUAUGGAUCCGGAUAAGGCCCAUGCUUUGCGAGUUUGUGGCCCAAUGAUAAUCCAAUCUCUUGAUCCAGACGCUAUCCUGGAUUAUCUCUUCUCGAAAAAUUGGAUAUCUCAUAAUGAAAUAGAGCUCAUCGGAUUAGAGAAGACAGCACAAAACAAGUCUAGAAAAAUCCUCGAAUUAGUACGCUUACGUCCAUCUGGGGCAUUCGAUGACUUUUUAGUGGCUCUGGAUUCUGAAGGUUCAUUUUUAGCAGCCGAGAUCCGUAAGCAUAUUGCACCUUCUCCAACUAGGUAAGUUGUACACUCAACGCAUGUGUGAUCAAGUAUGCACAGCCUUGCUACCAGAUCCUGGUGAUGACUAUUAUUCCGUUUGUUGAUGAACUUCGCUUAGUAAAUAGGGUGAUUUUCUCCCGACGUCAUAGUCGUCCAUUUUCCUAAAGCUGGAAAUCACAGAGUUGUUUGGUAGCUUCAUUUGUUUAUUUUUGUCUGAUCAAAGUGUAUGAUUACUUUGCCGAACAGUUGUUGUUAUUUGGCGUCAGAAGCUGGGUUUUUUUUGGUGUUGAUCUGUAUUAUGUAUUCACACUGCCUUCAAAAAUACCACUCCAAAUAUAUCUGCUGGUUUUCUGUAUCUAUAUAGCAGUAAUCCUGCAUACAAAGAAUACUCUAGAAUAGUUUGGUGUUGUAACACCCCAGCUUAUCCAAAAUAGUUGCACUGAGGAUGAAAAGACAAGUUUGGUAUAAGUCAGGAGUCUUGCACAAUUGUUUGCGUAGAUGGUGAUUUAAAUCAGUUUGGUCUAUGUUAAUGAUAGUAUAUACUUCGAAUAAUCUCAACAACCUUAACCGUUGCACAGUGAUUUAUACACUCGACUUUCAGCCGUCAAGUCCUAUGUUGAGACCCCGCCCCACCUACUUUAUUUAGGCGGUCUGGCAUUAUCAUUACCCCUUUCACCUAGUGUGGUUCAAACCCAAGUAUGAGCUAAUUUAACUUAGUUUUUUAUUUCUACUCUCAACCUGAUACAAAUGUUAACACUUGUCUUCCAAACCUGUUUUUAGUGAAAAUAAGGUAAGAUCUUAAGUUGGACAAUCGUCGUUAUGUUGUAAGUUUUAGUUGGUUGCUCUUCAAUUUUCAGAAGGGCUUUGUUUUGUUUGAAUGACAACUAUACUAUUUAGCAGUAUCUCCUUCGAGUUCUUGUCUAUUUGUCUAAUGUCAAAAACAUUUUCAUCCUUUGGUUGUGUAAAAGCUGAUAGGAAGUAUGAGCCAGAUGUAUCUGUUUCUCCUGAUAUUUUAACCAGUUGUCAUAGAUGUCACUCUGAUGAGGUUGUUAUCUAAUUUCAUAGGAUGAAUUCGUCCAGCAAUCCUUUCUUUUCGAGGGUACAUGCGCUGUAGUCUUAUUAGGCAAAAAUAUUACUACUUGAUUUAAACACUGUCAUAAAUUCUGAGGAAUUUCCAAUUGUUGUGUACAAGGGAAAGUAUUUAUCAGUGUAUCAUCAGUCAAGUUAAGGACUGUGGCAACAGUUUUCGGUUAUUGCUACACAGUUAGUCUUUUUUUUUAAUUAUUCCAACAGCAAUCUUUCAAACGUACAGAAAGUAUAUAGGAAGCUUUUUUAAAAUUAAAUAGGAAUGGAAUAUGCUCAUAAUCGAAAUAAGUUAUUUUAGUUCAAUAACUUUGGUUAUUCAAAUAAAACAAUGCUACUAAGGUACUACGUAGUGAUAUCCUCCAGAAAUUUAACAUAAUCUAUGUUGCUUGAUAAACUGACUAUAGCUACAAGGGUGAUUAUAAACAUGGGGAUUUUGUUUUAGCGGUUAUUUGUAAUAUGAAUUAGUAGCUUUUUACCGUUCUGUGUAUUGCUAGUCUAAAUUUUUCCUUUUUUAGCGUAAAAUACAAACUCUAUCAUAGAUAUUGUCUUUUGUCUUUCUGUCAGUAACGUGUAAUUGGGUCCGGUCUUCUAUUUACAGGAAAAAAGAGCAUAGCCUGUCAGAUUUAAGAGAAUUACUACUUGAAGGGGCAGUUCCAGAUAAGCCUUCUCGCUACAUUAAUCGUCCGGAUCUAGUGAGUGCUCUUUCCAACAAAUUACGAGCGUUAGCUGACCACUUCAGAGUUGAUAAAAUACCUGCAGAUAAGUUAGCUGAAAUAGAUAUUGCACCGCGAUUUCAAGACUGCUCAAAAGUUAUGAGUAAUCUCAAUCCUCCUCCUACUAAUGCUUGGCUAUUGAUUCAUGGGUCUCCUGGGUCAGGCAAGUCAGUUUUAUCAGCCAGUGUUCUGCGUCAAGAACCAACUCUUCUUGCUGACUGUUUUCCAGGAGGUGUGAUCUGGAUGCAUGUUGGGCCACUUUUUGUCAAUACUUUAAAUUCUGAUACCGUCUCAUAUCCUAAACAGAACAUCAUACAAUUAGUUGAUCGAUUAGCAUAUAGAGUAAGUCAACUGGGGGGUCAUGUUCACGAUGCAAAUACGAACCACAAUCUGUCAGAGUCCCUUCACUUUCCAACUAGUCAUUCACUAACAUUAGAUGAUAGUCUUGAAAGACUUAGAAGAUCUUUAAUUCGUAAGCAGCAACGCACAUCUUGGGGCCCGGAUGAGAAUGGUAAUCUAAUUACUUCCUUGCUGCUGAUUAUUCUCGAUGAUGUAUGGGAUAUUGAAGUUGGACGAGUACUUUCCAAUUUGCCUGGUGCCUUUUUGGUUACUUCACGGGAUUUAGAUAUUUUGGAGCGAGUAGAAACUCCUGUAGAUAAACUACAUUUGCACAAUGACUUAUCUGAAGAUGAAGUUGCUAGUCUUUUGUCUAUGUGGACUGGAUAUUCAAUGGAACAAUUUAUCUCGUCUAGCAAAUCAUCUCAAAAUGUAAAAGAUUCUGACAUUUCCUUACCUGCUAUCAGUCAAAUGACAUAUGGAUUACCUUUUGCUGUUAGUUUGUUAGGAAGCCUCUUAUACAAUCAAGUUCAUCGUCUUUCUGAUUAUAUUAUCAGUGUAAAUAGAACCGGAUCUAAAUUUCUUGAUUGGGUGGCUAUUAAACGUCCUAGUGCCUAUGGUUAUGAUUCUGUAUUUCAGGCUUUUGAUAAAAGCAUAUCACUUCUGUCACCCGAAUAUCAAGCAUACUACCGACGUUUGGUAAUAUUUGACCCAGGCAUUGUUCUGACACCAAAAGUUUGUGGGAUCCUGUGGGCAAUACCUGAGGACAAGGCUGAGAGGAUUCUUUCUAUCUACACUCGUUAUUCUUUAACUGUUAGGCAUUGGAUAUAUAAAGUAGGAAAUUGUGGCUACACAAUACAUGGUAUACAGCUAGAUCUUUUGAAAUCAUGUAUCGAUCCUGUUGAGCAAGCAAACUAUCAUGCCAAAUUUAUACAGAACUAUUUCACUUUUUGUGGGGGUCGUUGGUUAAAACUUGUAUCUUCUUGGGAACAUAUUUAUUUCUGGAAUAAUGCCACUGAACAUUUGUUUAAGGCUGCUCAAUUGGAUAAGUUAGUUGAUUUGUUAAUUAACUUAGAUUUUCUUCGUGGUCGGCUGAAAAUUAUUGGUACGACACCCGUGAUUGCAGACUUUCAACGUUAUCGUGCUGUUUUUGUCACAUUGAAUCGAAUGGCUGAAUGGUUGGCUUAUCUUCGUUUUAUUCAAACAAACGCUUACUAUAUAAUUGAUCCAACUAUUGUUCAGGACUGUGAACGGUCUAGAUCUCCAUGCCAAGGAUCUCGUAGAAGUUCUGUGGCCAACUUGGAUCUGUCUCCUCCCAACUUCAGACCUGAUUCUAGAUGUAUAAGUCCUGUUGAAUCACGGCGAAAUUUGUUUUCAAGAAAUAUCAGGUCAAAUUCAAUUAAUAUACCUGAUCAUUCCAGUUACAAUACCACAUCACCUAAAGGCAUAGACUUACUGCAGCUGGGACUUGGCCUUUCCCAAGACAACCCUGUAUUUCAGCAAGCUUUCCAGUUAUUGACUGAGCGUCAUCAAUCUGUUUUAAAAAUGAAUCCCUCAUCCAAAGAAGAAGUGUCUAAGACUUUAUCAAUAGUUAGAGCAUUUAAGUAUUAUUGGUUUUGGUGUAACAGUCACAUUGCUGCUUCUCAAUUAUUAUGGGCCAUUCCAACAGGAUUUCAAGCUGUCACAUGUUUGGCUAUUGAGGUACCAUAUACCAUAUCUUCAGCUUUUACAAAUGUCCCAACAGAUGAUUCGACGGAUACUGUAAGUACAGACAAUCAGGAGGAUUUAGCUAAUGAUUCACGUUAUUUAUAUCAUAACCGUUAUCGCAAACGAUAUCUAGCUUCAACUAGUGAUGGUCGAGUUCUUCUUUUGGAUGCUAAUUCAGGCUAUGAAGUUGCAUUGCAUCAAGUAUAUUCACCUGAAAUUGAAGUGAAAUUUCUAAGCUUCUUAUCGAAUAAUACAGAAUGUUUAACCUGUGGAUCCAAUGGUAGUUUAGUAAUUUCAACACUUCCUGUUGCUGAGCAAAUUUCAGGUGAAGAAUUUUAUCCAUACGAUAAAAUUGUUUCAAACCAUGAAAAUGGUACAUUUCAUUUCGACUAUUAUGGAAAUCAUAGAGAUAGUUGUAAUUUAGAUGCUAUUGGCAGUGAUGAUGAUGAUGUUAGCAUAAAUAAUGGCUUUAUUGAUUCGAAACACAGCAGUCAAUAUUCAACUAGAGAAAAUAUCAACAUCUAUUUGGAAUCAAACGACUCGGAAGUAUCUACUGAAGGGACAAUUAGACGUCGAAAGCGUUCAACUAUUGUUUCACCAGUUUAUGAUUCUUCACCUAUCGAUGUUCCAACACCUACUGUAUUAGCUGACUUACCUCGACUAACUGAAUUGGCUCGUGUUGAUAAUGCACAAUCUACAACAUUACCUAUAACUUCUCAGCCCAAUCAAAUUUCUUCUGAGUCAACAUAUCAACUUCAGUGUAUAGCCGCAAAUUCUUCCUUAGACCUUUUAAUUAUGACCGGUGAAGGUUGUCUUGAUUCUGUGUCACAUCGUGUAGAUGGAAUUGAAUCAAGUACCUACAUAAAAACUACACCAAAACUACCAAAUGUCUAUCACUUGAAACGUGGAAGUGGUGGUAAAUUACGACUUGAUUGUUCCAGAGAAUUAAGGCUCCCCUGUCUUCCUUCAGACCACUGGUAUCCACAGUUAUGUACUGAUUCUAAUUCAAAAGUGCAUCUCGCUUCUGUUUCAGAAAAUGGAAAUAUUAUUGCUGUUUGUUUAUCUGAUGGAUUUAUAUGGUUUUACAAUCUGGAAAUAAUCUGUUGGAUUUCCUGUAUUUCGACCAAAUUAUCUAUAGACUUUGUCACAAAAUUCUUAUCUCAAAGAUUUUCAAUUGAUGUAUUUGAAGAAUAUGAACGGUUGCAGUUGUUUGAUGCGAACACAGUAGAAGUUGGAGUUGGACCAGCUGCAUCUUGCGUUAUAUUUUUACCAUCUUUUACAAAUCAUGGUAACCCAAACGACAUGAAUAAUGCACCAAUAUUUUUUGCUGCAUCUUUAUCUACUCAAGUUUUGAUUUGGUGCUUGCCUAAUACAGAGUUUCAAUUUUCUGAAUCAAGAAUAUUGGAAAACGAGACAUUGUGUCGUAAUAGCUUCCCUCGCUUACAUUUGUUGUGUUCGUGUGCGUCUACAGUAUUGUCGAUGGAUGCACGUAUUAUUGAAGGCCAAUGCAUUUUAGCUGGUGGAACCGCUAGUGGACGUGUUCUUAUAUGGCGUGUUCGUGACGGUUGUAAAUUAGUAGAAUUGAGUGUGCAUGCUUCCUGGGUCACAGCUAUACGUUUACUUCCAGAUGAUUUCAAACAAUUUUCUGAUGGAGAUUAUUUUGAUUUUCAUGUCAAUAAAAGUUGUUUACCUAUUGGAUUGCUUACAGCAUCUGUUGAUGGUGUAAUAAAACGUUGGGAUGUUGGCGCCGCUUGUUUGCCGACCCCUACAACUCCAACCCCAACUGGUCCUGUCUGGCCGUAUCCUUUUGGCUCCGGCUUAUCAUCUCAGAGGCAUUCAAAUUCUUCAAAUAUACAAAAUCCAAUUGCUGUACACGGGCUUUGGACCCAAGUGUUUUCUGUUUGGUUUGGUGAAUAUGGUUCGUUAUUAGUUGUCGGACGUCGUCGACAUUCUGCUGAUUUGCAGUUUCUAUUUCGACCAAAACAAUUGAACAAUAAUGGUAAUAAUAAUAAUGAAACUUGUUCAUUCCAAGAGAUUACUAUUCGACCUAGUCAGUCAUCAUACUGGAAUCCACAAGUUCAGCAUACAUAUAUAGAAGUUGAUUCCUGUGAAUCUAUUGAUCAUCAAAAUCAUAAGAAUUCAUUGGAAAAUAAUCAUGAACCUAGUUCAUCAAUAGAGAGUUCAAAGAAACCACUACCUUUUAAACAUUGGAUAUUGUCUACAGGAUUAUCAAGUUCAAUGUAUGGAGUUGCCACUGCUGUAUCAUUUUGGAAUGAUGGUAAUUGGGUAGCUAUUGGCUUUAAUACAGGGAAUGUUAUUGUAUACUCGCUUCAUUUUGAUGAUUCACAAUUAUAUGGGAUAGUAAAACGUUAUUACCUAUUGGCUUCUGAUCACAAUUUAAAUAAAACAAAUAAUGAAGAAAAGAAAUACUCAUCAUCUUCAUUGUCAUUUUCUACACUAUACGAUCGUAUUCUACAUCUUCAUACGUGGAUGCAUGAAGAUUGUACCGAGUCAAUUGAUUCAAAGGAUUGUAAAGUUUUAAUUGUGGUUGGUGUCUAUGAAAGUGGAUGUGUAAAAGCAUGGUACCUCUCUGACGCUUGUCAUAAAAUAUCGAAUCCCACUAUACCUUGUGUAAAUAUUUACCCUACAGAAUGUUUUCCAAAAAAUCACAGUGAUAUACAAUCUUUAAACGGUUCAGUUCAUGAUCAAAAAAUAAAGUCAGAUGUUCAAACAGGUUACAUGAAUGAUGCUUUCCCGAACAACAAUAAUUCAGUUGUUACUUGGUCUACAUGUCGUUUGAUUGAACGUUCUCAGCAUCCUUUCGUAUGUGAUUAUCGGACACGAAGUCUUAAACGACGAUCGUCACUUGAUAAGAAAGAAAAUAAAAUGCUAGUCUGGUUUACCUCUGGACGUGAUGGUCGAGUUUUUGGUCGUGAAUUAUUUCUUCCAGGUGAUAAUAGAUCAGUUACCGUCAAUGAAGAAAACAAAUCUGGUGUUGAGAGUGACCGAUGGAAAUUGGAUUUAGAUGCUCAUACACCAAUGACUAUAACAAACGCUGAUAUUAGUCUAAGUGGCCACUGGCUUGUAACUGGAUCAGCAGACAAAACUGCAAAAGUAUGGCUUUUACCUUCCGGCACACUGGCUUUUGACACAGGUAUGCAUCCAAUGUGUGUCCGUUCUGUGGCUUUCCAACCAGUGGUUGAAUUAGAUGAUGAACUAAUUAUGGUAACCGGUGAUGAUGAAGGUACUUUACGUGUUUGGCGAUUGACAGCUCAAAUAUUAUGCAGUCAACUAGCACAUAUUCCUAAAACUGUUAGUAACGAAAAAAUUUCAUAUUUAGGACGACCCUUAAUCCAUGAUUUACAUCUAUGUGGUGUCUAUCAUAAUCAAAAACCUACAAUGUAUAUUCCAAGUCCUGAUCCGGUGCAACGUUUCUCAUCUCGAAGUGGUUAUCUUAACGACAAUCGUCUAUUUAAUAAACGACCUGAUUACUACUCAACAGCUGCUGGUUAUGGAUCAACAUGGUUACAUAAAUUGACAUGGUCACCAGAUGGACGAUUAUUAGCUGGCCUGUCUGAUCGUUUAUGUGUUUGGCCGUUUGAAUCUACCCAACAAUUUGAUCUACCAAACAAUGAUUCUAAUGAUUCUUCAGAUAAUACAAACAGUCCUGUUCAUUUAAUGAGACGUGUUAGUGUUCAAGAUAAGUUACCCACUUUAAAUCCUCCAAAGUUCGAAAUACAACAAUGUCGUGUAUUAAGAGUUCUUUCUUCUGGUGCAUGCAAUUUAACUGGGACAUCACCACCUUUAAUGGUUAGUCCAAGUCGCUUAUUGGAGUUAAAUUCUAAUGAUAAAAAUUAUGGUACAGUUUCAUCAAUUGAUCUUCCGCCUACUAUUGUAACAGUCGAUUCUAAUACAGGCACAUUAUACAUAUUUGAUCCAAUUGGUUCUUUGUUUUAGUCUAUUUUCAUAAAACAUUGAUGAUUUAUUUUGUUUCAUUUUCUCGUAUCAAUCCAUGAUGAUCAUAUUUAUAUAGUCUGUUUACUGUGUGUUCUAAGUAUUAUUUUGUUUAUAUGUGUAUACAAAAUUGUGGUCGAUAUAAUUUUGUUUUAUCAUAAUUAUUUGUCGGCUUUUCAAAUGUAAGUGCUAGUCGUUGUCUCUGUUUACUCGUGUAUUUAUUUGUUUGAAGAUUUUUGUACAUGUAGAUUUGUUUCACUAUGUAUAUAUAUAUAUGCAUUAUUCUUCAACCUUUGUUAAAUAAAAUAG